AUGGCCGACCUGCUGAAAACGUGGUUGCAAGCGCAACUUGGCGUGAUUAUGGAUCUCACUCCGGAGAUAUUCGGCCGCCACACCAGAGACGGUACAUUGAUCGCUCAGAUCCUCCACAAUUACGACGUAAUUAGCAGCAACCAGCUGAGUAUGAUCGUGCGCACGUACGACCCGGCGCUGUCCAGGGUGAACCUGAAGAUUCUGCAGAUCUGGCUGAAGCUCAUCAACGUCACAUUGAGCGACCAAUGCAUCGAGAAGAUCUCUAAAGUUAAAGGUGCAGCAGCUCUCGAGCUCUUCUACAAGGUCUACUUCAGCCUGGAAGGCAAAGAUCGACUGGAUUUUAUUGUCUUGCAGAAAGAACGGAAAAAAUUGGCCUCUGCAUCCAGCAAAUUUCGUAUCACCAAAAUACGCGAAGAAUCACCUAUCUAUCAGCCACCCGAGCAUCCUCUUUCGAAGCCACUGAUCGAGGCGACCGACACCAUUCUAUGGUAUCGGGAUAAAUUCUGGAGUAUUUUGCAGGCCUGCAAAAAUGAACGACGACGAUUCGAAGACGAGAUGAAAUAUUUCACAAUACCAGUUGAGUACUUCCCAAAUGACGUAGAGAAUGAGGCCAAAGAAGAGAGUGAAAGACUGGACGAGUUCGCUCUCAAAUAUCCGGCUUGCAAAACGCAAAAGAAGAAGCUGGUCGAGUGUUGUCCCCAGAAGAAGUACUUCGACGUCACCUCCGUCGAGGACCCCGCGAUCGCGACGAAGUACGUCGACUUCCUGAAGAAACGCAGUAAGCGGGCGGCUAAAUUCCAUGACUCGAAGCUGAAGACGCAGACGACGAUGAUAGUAGACGCGUGGGAAAAGUUACUGAAGCAGCAAGACAAGUCGUUCGACGAAGCUCUCGGCCUGCGGGUGUUGAAUCAGUCGCAGUACGAGAAGCAAAUCAUGAGGAAGCUGUGUGAAGUGCGUGACAUGAGAAACAGGGUCGUGGAGAAUCUUAAGAUUGUCGACACGAUGCUAUUGAAAAUCCAAGAGAACGAACAGCGGCUGCAGGAGCGUCGCGAGCAGGAAGCAGCGGCAGCGGAAGCGCGAGACGUCGAGAUGGAAGUCCGUAGAAUGCGCGAACUACAUCAGAGGAUUCACGAAGAGAAGGUGCGCAGGUUCCGAGAGAUGCAACGCGGAAUCUGCUUGGAGGUCGUGAGGGAUCUCGCAGAUGUCGCGGUAAAAAUCGCCGAGUAUCGCCAGGCCGACGAUGAUGGCGUGCCACGUUCCAUCUGGAGUGACUGCAGGACGUUAUUCCUGAAGAAUCAACCGAUCUUCGAGUUCGCGGAGUACUCGGAUUUUCUUGAAGUCGCAGACGCAGAGGGGGUGGAGGAGGAAGACACGCGGAAAAAGGCGGAAGAUGAAGAAACGAGGAGUCACGAGAUCAUGAUAAAGGACGGGAAUGAUCCGAAGAACGGAGAGACGAAAGACACGCGGCGUACGGAUAAUGGAAAGGAAGAAAAAGUUGUGGACAAGCAGAAGCUGGAACUUCUUCAGCUGGAGCUGGAUCGUCAGAGAGUCUUGGCUGAUGCGGACUUCGAGAAUUAUCGAGAUUUGGCUUCACCUUGGGACGAAUUCGUGCCGACGAGAAAAGAAGGACAAGAAGAAGACGAAGCUGAAGAGGUUUCCAGAUUAGGUUGCGUCGUGCUGGGCUACGUGGCUCAUCGUUUACUGAGGAUGUUGCACAAGUUACCCACCGAAAUCACGACUCCUUCGAUGCCGAAAGUUAAAGUUGCGGCCAUUGUCUUGGGUGUAACAAGCACAGCGUUGCUCGAUGAGCUGCGAGAGCUGCUGAAGAAGUGCGACGUGCACUUGCUGCAGAUGGAGGACGCGAUCGAUCAUUGUCUGGAAAAGUACAAGCGAGAAAUGGCGGAUGUGGAGUACAUCGAUCUCGACAUCGUCUCGGCGAGAGACGUCAGGAGAUCGGAUGGCAAGACAAAUGGUCCGAAGAACCGUCGCGUGAAGUUACCCGAGCAGGCAACGGUGAAAAAUACCGUAGUGACGCAGCGGCAGAAUGUCGAGGAGAAACAAACGCAAACACCGAGGCAGAUCCCCUACGAUGAUCUGCACCCGACCUUGAGCAAUGCCGCGUACAUCGGUAAAUGGACUUACGAAUUUCUCACGUUGGGUCAGUCAAUCUCUAACGAGCUGAACACGAAGAUACUGAUGGAAUACCUCAAGGGAAUAGAGAGCGUCGAAGGUUGGGCGUUAAUAAAUUAUCCCAACACGUACAAGCAGAUGGCAAUGUUGGAGGAAGCGUUGACCGGAUACCGAAUGCCUCCCGAUCGUAAUAACGUCCUCGAUCUCGCGAGCAUCGAGGACAUCGAGGACAUCGAUCCUCAGUCACCCAGAAUAGUGUUUGACUCUGAUGAAGUCGACACAUACGCGAUGUGCCGGCAAUCCAGAUUAUUGCCGGAUCCAAUUUCCAAAGAAAAAGAUCGUCCCAGUUCGUUCGUGACGGUAUAUAUCAAGGCAAUGCCGAAGCCGAAGACCUUAAGCAAUCAAGAUAUAUGUUGUAUACCUUUGCCCGAUGAUGCGACUUCCAUGGACGAAUAUUACGCUGAUCAGAAUAUCGCGCACGGAUUUUAUUACAACAUUCUGGACCUCUCAAGCAUGAAACAACUGGCCAAAUUGAUCACGGGCGAGCGGUUGACUGGGAGGGAGUCGCCUUUGGAUCUCCUUGAUGAGGUUCCGCAGGAACAGGAACCUCCCACUGAUCCAGAGGCGGCUAUUAUUAAACGUUGGGUGCUGAAAUCGAAGUGGGAGAAGUUACAACGCGAUCAGGUGGGAAAUAGCGAAACCGUAAAUCGUGAUUCACCAGCGGUAGCGGAAACACAGCUCGCGAGAUUUCCCGUCAGACCCGGAGAAUACGGUUGGCAGUGGAUGGACUUUCCGCAGUCUCCGCUUUUAUUGGAGACCUUAGCCAUGCUCUGGGAGAGUAUGGAGGAUGGCUACGUGGAGAACCUGAAGGAGAUCUUUUCCUUGAAGAGAAUCCAUACGUCGGCUAUUAUUCCCUAUAAGGAAUUAGUUCUGAGGAACUUGAGAAAUUUCAUCGAUCGGCCCGACAAUCGGCAGAAUUUGCUGCAAGAUUUCCAUCGCGCCUUCAACGAGAUCGAUAAGGAUCUCAGGGAAGACAUAGACAUGAAGUGCGAGCUACACUGUCGUGUCGUCGACUUCCGAGCGGAAUUGUGGGAGCUCUGCGACGCGCGGCGGCACGAAGCCGAGAAUGAGAGAAAACGCAUCCUGCGUAACCAGUGGGUCCCUGUAGAAACCGCAGUCCUCGUCAACGUGUACAUCGAAAUCCUGCAGACGGAGAGCGACAGAUUCGUUGACACCGUGCAGCUCCUUCAGGACUACUACACGUCGAUGUCGCAGAAACCUCUGCAGGAGUCGCGGUUUUCCAAGAUCCUUCUCGAUCGUGUGGAAUUAGAUCGCGAUUUUCGAGAAACGUCAAAUUCUGAGACAACGGACGAGCCGAUCAACGAUAAGGAAAAGGAAACAACAACGAAGACGAAGACUGAUUCGGUCGAUGCUUUUACUCGCACGACACAUAUCAAGCACUUCAAGACCGACAUCGAGAGUCUCCUGACGAACGCGUCGAGAACCUUCGAUCCCGAGCGGAACGUCGUUUAUGAUGUUAUCAAAGAUACCAUUCGACAAGUGCGAAGUGCUGUCGACUCCACCUCGUCGACGAUCAUGGAGACGUUGAAGAAAGAAGAAAAAGCCGCGGUUUUGAGCGCUGAGUCGAAAAAUAAAGUAGGGAAAAUAACAAGUGCAUCACCCAACUCAAUAUUGAUCAAGUUGGAGAAAAGAAGCCGCGACUUGGUCGAAGAAUGGCGGUACGCCAUUCGGUUCGAGAUUGAUCGUAUUCGUCGGCGCUUGGACGUAUUGGACGCGGCUGCUCGGUCGGACGUGGCUUUUCUUCUGGACACGAUGCGGCGAACCUUUCAUCGCUUGCACGACCGCAUCGUCGAGAGGUUGAUACCAUUAAUAACGUGA
Molecule: messenger RNA, 4029 nt
Organism: Dinoponera quadriceps
Lineage: Eukaryota; Metazoa; Arthropoda; Insecta; Hymenoptera; Formicidae
Product: sperm flagellar protein 2-like
Exons: 6
Coding region: 1-4029 (1342 amino acids)
Source: RefSeq, a predicted model, not a curated record